This is a messenger RNA of Trematomus bernacchii (emerald rockcod), 1686 nucleotides long. RefSeq lists its product as uncharacterized. The coding region runs from base 73 to 699 and encodes 208 amino acids. NCBI's taxonomy places the organism in Eukaryota, Metazoa, Chordata, Actinopteri, Perciformes, Nototheniidae. The record is from RefSeq and is a predicted model, not a curated record. The transcript is spliced from 3 exons.
UCCAAGUUGAACUGAUGGGGUGACAAAAGAGGGGGAGUCUCCACAGAGACUGAGAGGAGCUGUUCGAGUCACAUGGCCCGGGUUUCUAUUGAAACCAGUGGGAAGAGGCUUGAAGCUCAGCCUUUAGUCCAUGUUUUGGAUGCCAAUGGCAGCAACAUGAGUGGAGCCCACCAGGACGGAGAAAUGAUGGCAGACAGCCUCCAUGUGAACACCACGGCAGCUCUGGGGCUGCAUGACCAGGAGAUGGACUCAGCUCUGUCUGAGUUCAAAGUGUUUAACAUUGUCAUCAUCGCCCUGGCCUUGUGUAUCCUCACUAUCACCGGCCUGUACUGCAUCACCGUCUGCUACAACCGCACCAGGCAGUCAAAGAGAGCCCACGUGUAUGAGAGCGCAGUGACCCGAGGCGAGCCGGCGGACCCCGUCGCGGUCAGAGCAGUAAAAAGGUCCACCAGCUUCAUCAACCCUCUCGCCUUCUUCAGGAAACAAGAGGCAGCAAAGGACAACUCCAGGAUCUACUACAUCUACAGUAACCCGCUGCCUGUGGGCCUGAAGGAGGGAGAGGAGGAGUGCCGGACUAAAGCCUCACAGGGAGCGGAGGAGCAGACUGCACUGAUGCUGCCGCUGUCUUUUCAAGAGUACGCGAAGGACCCCUGCAGUGGCAUCACCCUGGACCCUCCCAUUUUUUACAUGCAGCUUUAGAAGGUGUUAAAGAGUUGUGCUGUGGGACUGUGACGAGAAAUGAUCUAAAAGUCACGAGAGAGACAUUGGAAUCUGAGAGGUCUGAUUUGGACCCCUGCACCCAAGACUGACUAAAGUUAUGUCACCAUCUACAGUAAAGCAGGCACUCCCAUCUAUUUUAGGAAAAGACAUAGCCUGGGAAUCUAUAACAGAAAACCUGGUCAUAGACCGGGUACAGUAUACACUUUUAGCAGGGUUGCUCUUAAGUUGCACCAUGAGAAAUGUAGGAUAUUAUGGCUUAUAUACUCAUACUGGGACUUAGGUUCAGAAUAUUCCAUCCACUGCUGCUUCAAUUUAGACCAUUCUUAGUUUUAAUCUGUGUUGUUAGUCCCAUGAAAGUACAAUACUGAACCUAGGUGUAAAGUGAGUCAACAAAUCUCUGUUGACUGUUUCUGUGUAUUUCACUGUUUUGAAUGCAACAAAAAUGUGGAUUUAAGAGCAAAUAUCUGUAAAUAUAUCUGAUAUUAAACUGGGCAACUGCUUUUGAUUUGACUUGAAGAAAAUACCCAUCUUGACAUCACUGGCUAUAACAGACUGAUUGACAGUUGGGUAACAAACACAUUAAGUGCCAGCAAAACCAGGAGGAGAAGACUGCAACCCAGCAAACAGGGAUGUUAACAAUGCAGGAAUUUAAAGUAAUAAUCUUGAAUAUUUUCAUUUAAAUAAAAUCUAUCAUCAUGACGUAACACAAUGGAUUUAAACCCAUUGAAUUUGCAGAAUAAAACGGGGUGUCUGCGGAAACAUUUACGGGAAUUGCAAGUUCACUGUUUGGUUCUCAGCAAAGAGGGAUCCAAAAACACACCUGCAUUAUUGCUUAUCACCCUAGGUGCCGCCAAAGAGAAAGAAACUGAGAUCUAAAUUGUAAAUAUAAAUCUUCUUAGAAUGGCACAGCAAAUGUUUUAUAAAAACAGAACAUUCAUUUAUCGUGUUUGUAAGGCAUCAAUGAUA